Messenger RNA from Macrosteles quadrilineatus (aster leafhopper), 1563 nucleotides. RefSeq names its product pickpocket protein 28-like. Bases 1 to 1563 code for a protein of 520 amino acids. The record is from RefSeq and is a predicted model, not a curated record. Gene Ontology annotation, molecular function: ligand-gated sodium channel activity. Gene Ontology annotation, biological process: sodium ion transmembrane transport. Lineage: Eukaryota; Metazoa; Arthropoda; Insecta; Hemiptera; Cicadellidae. The transcript has 2 exons. Gene Ontology annotation, cellular component: membrane.
AUGAAUCGCCGAGCUUCAUACAAUCUAUCUUUUGAACAUGAUUGUGCUGCGGGUGAGCUCAAGGAAAGGAUUAUCAAACUGGAAGAUUCGUUUGAAAGAAUUCAGUCGCUUCUGAGUAGUUUGCAAGUGGAACGUUUGUUGCAGAACCUAACAGAUGUGGAGUCUACUAGACCGGGUAGUUGUGAAAAUGAGUCUCAAGGUAAUUCAAAUACUAGGCGUAGCUCUGCAUCAAAAGAUCACUUUCCGAAAUCCUACUUGACUGACAUCACGCAGUCUAUAAGUCUUCCCGGUUUUAAGUUUCUUGGAGAGAAAAAUCCACCGAGGCUCCAAACUAUUUUGUGGGUCGUUAUUCACCUCUGGGCUCUGACAGCCAGCUACUGUGUUAUCAAGAUAGAAUUUGACAGAUGGAAGAGUUCUCCGAUAGUGCGAACGCUAUCCAACAAUUUGACAUGGACUCGUGACAUUCCUUUCCCUGCUACAACUAUUUGCACACCUUGCUCUGUGGAUCGCGAAGACUACCUAAAAGCAUUACAGCGAUGCUUUUUGUGUAACUCUACUGAGAAAAGCUUUGAAUGUCAUUACAACAAAGAGUGUACGUUUAAAGAAAAGGCUUCUUUAGCUUUGGCCUCUCUCAGUUUUACGCACGCGAAUCUAUCGAUGACGCCAUGCAGGAUUUGCUUCAGUAUAAACGGGGUGAGACACAAGGACAUUUUUCGAGAGAGCACUGUAGUGACUUGGCCAGUACAAGAAGCAUUUGAAAGUAGGUUAGAUGAGGGAUACAUCGGAAACGAACUUAAUCUAGAUAAUAUGGUGUACAAAGGAAAUAUUUCAACAGUGCCGAUCUACAUCCCUGAAGAAGGGUAUACUCGAACACAUGUCAACACUGUGGACGAAAAUACUUCCACAGAAGUGAAAAGUUUCAAAAACCGAAACUUAUUGUUCCGAAUAACGAUUCACAAUCCAUUUGACAUCCUGUUUGUGCGUAAGCACAAAAUAUUUAUGGACAAAGGUUUUCCGAAGAGGAUAAAAGUCAUUCCGAAACUCGUCACCAACGAGAAAGGUCUGGAAGAAUACAAGCCUGGCGAGAGAGGGUGUUUUUACUUUCAUGAGAGGGAGUUGGCAAUGUUCAAGCUGUACAGCGAGACCAACUGUGAGACCGAAUGUACUGCUAAUUGUUCCCUCCUAAACUGUGGAUGUAUCCCGUACUACCUUCCUCGACACAACUCUUCCGUGGAUGUUUGUCUGACGAAAUGUAAGUUUGAGAACUGUGACUGUGGUUGCUUGCCAGAUUGUAACUCUUUGUCGUAUGACUAUGAAGAAUUCCCUCUCAAGGACGCCAUUGGUACAAACACAGAAUAUAUGUGGUUCAUGGAGUUUAAAGAAACACAUUUCUACUCGACUGUUAGAGUGAGUGUCAACAGCUUUGCCCAGUUUGUCGCGUACAGUCUUGGAGUUGUUGGAGUGUUCAACGGCUUCAGUGUCAUGGUUGUAUUUGAGAUAAGUUACUUUUUGACGUUUAGGUUGUGGCAUUCAGUGAAAGCCUAUUUACACGGAAUUGAUUAG